GAGAGAAGGAGGGACCGAGGGGGAGGCAACGGGCAGAGGAGGGAGGGGGCGGGCGGGCAGCGGUGAGGCGGGAGGGGUUAGGGCUGGGAGGGGAAGAGACUCCGGGCUUCAGCAGUGACACUCGGGAGCGAACACACACUCCUCGCUUCCAGCCGCGAGAGAGCGGAGCUAACUGAGCAGCGCACCCGCCACCGCCGCUGCCGCCCCGUGCGCCCGGCUCUCCCCGCACCCCGCGCGGCGCUCCAGCCAGGCGCCUGUGCGACUAGCGGCCGCCCGCGAAGCCCGCGCCAGCCCCGCGGGUCGCUGCGGCAUCCUCCCGCCGCCCAGCCCCCGCACGCUCCCUGCAGUUUAAAAGGACCUCCCGCCGCUUCCCGGCGCUGCCCCGGGAUUCCCCAGCCCCGCGCGGCUCCCUACUCCACUUCGCAGCAACUUCGGCGGCCGCGCGCCGCCCGCCCUCGCCCGCCUUUGAAGUUUGCUGUGCCGACCGCAAAGUUGGGACACUUCAGCGGAUUGAAUUUUUCUCUUUUCACUGCCUCCGUCCCCGCCCUCCAGGCUUCUCGUUCCUGGAUAUUGGUGCUUAGCAUCUUGGCAGGGUCCGGGGACGUGGACUAUUUCGCACACCACACCACGGGGAGGGAUUUUUUCUAUUUUCCCUACGAAAAACAAACAGAUCUUUUUAAGGAUGGUGCUGCUCCACUGGUGUCUGUUGUGGCUCCUGUUUCCACUCAGCUCAAGGACCCAGAAGUUACCCACCCGGGAUGAGGAACUUUUUCAGAUGCAGAUCCGGGACAAGGCAUUUUUUCAUGAUUCGUCAGUAAUUCCAGAUGGAGCUGAAAUUAGCAGUUAUCUCUUUAGAGAUACACCUAAAAGGUAUUUCUUUGUGGUUGAAGAAGACAAUACUCCAUUAUCAGUCACUGUGACGCCCUGUGAUGCGCCUUUGGAGUGGAAGCUGAGCCUCCAGGAGCUGCCAGAGGACACGAGUGGGGAGGGCUCAGGUGAUCUGGAACCUCUUGAACAGCAGAAGCAGCAGAUCAUUAAUGAGGAAGGCACUGAGUUAUUCUCCUACAAAGGCAAUGAUGUUGAGUAUUUUAUAUCGUCUAGUUCCCCAUCCGGUUUAUAUCAGUUGGAUCUUCUUUCAACAGAGAAAGACACACAUUUCAAAGUAUAUGCCACCACAACUCCAGAAUCUGAUCAGCCGUACCCUGAGUUACCCUAUGAUCCAAGAGUAGAUGUGACCUCACUGGGGCGCACCACGGUCACUUUGGCCUGGAAACCAAGCCCCACUGCCUCUUUGCUGAAACAACCCAUUCAGUACUGUGUGGUCAUCAACAAAGAGCACAAUUUCAAAAGUCUCUGCGCAGUGGAAGCAAAACUGAGUGCAGAUGAUGCUUUUAUGAUGGCACCGAAACCUGGUCUGGACUUCAGCCCCUUUGACUUUGCCCACUUUGGAUUUCCUUCCGAUAAUUCAGGUAAAGAACGCAGUUUCCAAGCAAAGCCUUCCCCAAAACUGGGGCGUCAUGUCUACUCCAGGCCCAAGGUUGAUAUUCAGAAAAUCUGCAUAGGAAACAAGAACAUCUUCACCGUCUCUGAUCUGAAACCCGACACGCAGUACUACUUUGAUGUAUUUGUGGUCAACAUCAACAGCAACAUGAGCACCGCUUAUGUAGGUACCUUUGCCAGGACCAAGGAAGAAGCCAAACAGAAGACAGUUGAGCUAAAAGAUGGGAAGAUAACAGAUGUAUUUGUUAAAAGGAAGGGAGCAAAGUUUCUACGGUUUGCUCCAGUCUCUUCUCACCAAAAAGUCACCUUCUUUAUUCACUCUUGUCUGGAUGCUGUCCAAAUCCAAGUGAGAAGAGAUGGGAAACUUCUUCUGUCUCAGAAUGUGGAAGGCAUUCAGCAGUUUCAGCUUAGAGGAAAACCUAAAGCGAAAUACCUCGUUCGACUGAAAGGAAACAAGAAAGGAGCAUCUAUGUUGAAAAUUCUAGCUACCACAAGGCCUACUAAGCAGUCAUUUCCCUCUCUUCCUGAAGACACAAGAAUCAAAGCCUUUGACAAGCUCCGUACCUGUUCCUCGGCCACCGUGGCUUGGCUAGGCACUCAGGAAAGGAACAAGUUUUGCAUCUACAAAAAAGAAGUGGAUGAUAACUACAAUGAAGACCAGAAGAAAAGAGAGCAAAACCAAUGUCUAGGACCAGAUAUAAGGAAGAAGUCAGAAAAGGUCCUCUGUAAAUAUUUCCACAGUCAAAACCUGCAGAAAGCAGUGACCACAGAAACAAUUAAAGGUCUUCAGCCUGGCAAAUCUUACCUGCUGGAUGUUUAUGUCAUAGGACACGGGGGGCACUCUGUAAAGUAUCAGAGUAAGGUUGUGAAAACUAGAAAGUUCUGUUAGUUACCUUCUUAUAGAGAUAUAUUAUGUAGAACUCCAGGAGAGACAUUAAAUCACUUUAAGUAUAAACUGACUACUCCCACAGCUGAGAGAAGUUGUGACCUGUACUUGUACUAUGGAAGGAAGGAUACCAACUUGUGUAUAUUGAUGUUUAAUAUAAGUAACUCUUGAGGGAGACUUGUUCUAGCGUGCCCCAUGGUACCUAGUGUGUGUCUGAUGCCGGUUGGUGUCAAAGAUAGAGGGCUUCUUGAAGGAACUUGCCAUUCCUUGCUUUGACCACUGCAUGAACUGCUUCUAAAUUAUUUUAUUACCUAAAAAUUUAAAAUAUGCCAUUCAUUGCACACACCCACAAAUGCAAAUCAUUCCUCUCUAUAGAUGCUAGGAUAUAUAUAAAUUAUUUUAUAAAUUCUUGUUUUAAAUGUCAGUGUUUCUAUGAUUGUAAACUAUUAAAUUCUUUUCCUAUUAAAGUACAGAUCUAAUCUAAGUAUUAUUAAGUUGAUAGCCCUCUAGUCAGUUAUAUUGCUAUUGUAAAUUCUUGUUUGUUGAGUAAAAUGUUUAAAUACUAUAUGUAUCUCAUGUACAAAGUUGACAUACAUUAUAUUCAUGUACAUAAAAUUAAAGAGAUUAGAUUAUAUACUGUUCAUUUUCCCAAGCAGCUACCUUGGUGUAUUCAAUUUCUAAUCUGUCCUAAAAACUGCACCUUCUAUAGUUUGGCACCAAAACAGACCCUUUUUUAGUAAUUAAAAAGGGAUGCCCCAUCUCUCUAAAGUUACUAUGGCAUUAGAAAUUGUUAUUAAAAUUUGUAUUUUUGACGUUGAAUGGGAGCCAGCUGUUAGGAGAGUUGAGAGAGCUAUAAUAGACUUGUUUUAAAAGAAUAGGACAAGCCAAACACUAACUCGACAAGUAUUCAACAAAUUGUCCUUAAUAACCUAAAAUAUAUCACUUUAUAAGCAUUUAUUUUAAGUACAAAAUUAAGGUAUUUCAAGCAUUUUCCAUCUGUUUGAAUCUUAGCGAAAUAGUUAAAUAAUUAUUUUAAUCUCUAGCUGAUGCAACUUAACAAACACCAAUCAGGACUUUUAUUAGUAAGAAGAAAACUAGGAAAGCUGUUGUUUUAUAACAUUAAUGGUCUGCUACUUUUAACUUUGAUUUUUCAUGGAUUUUUUAAAAGUAAUUUCAAGUGUAAGAGACAAUUUAGGCAAAUCAUAACAAAUAUUUUAUCAGAGACUGUGCACAAAGGGCACUUUUAAGUAGCUUCAUUCUCCACAGGUUCUAUACAUAAAUCAUGAGGUGUUACGAGAAUAUUGGUCCAGGAAUCAGAAAAGUCUGGAAUUUACAAUCACCUAAAGCAAUAUGACUUUAAGAAAAUCCGUUACCUCCCAUCAUCUCCCUUUCCCAUCUGUUAACAUUUGGUGGUGAUAGAUUUAGAUGAGAUGACAUUGUUAGAUACUUUCUAUUAUAAGAGGUUGUCUUUGGUAGAAUUCUAUGAUUCUAAAGUGCUGUGACUACAAGUGUGGACAGGUGUAAUCACUUUACCUCUACACUGCCCCCUGCAUGCUGACACUGCCGUUCAUAUGGUGGGCGUUCAACAGCAACAUUCCUGUGGAGUAUAGAUGGCUAUGACUAAGGUAGUGUAAGUGGUGGUCCUUAUAAAAUAUGCUCUGCUUGCCUUAGGGGAAAAUAGUCCCUUAAAAACGUUCUCAUCCAACUCCUCAGUGUUAAGAUAUCUAAACAAAAGUGACCACAUCUAUACACAACAGUAAUGACACCUGAAAGAAUUUUUUAACAGAUAAAGAACAGUACCCCCAUGGUUAUGUAACCAACCAACUAGGAAGGAGAGACUUUAAAAUUGACAACAUCCCAGAGAUGUUAUAUCCUAAGUUAUGAAUGUGCUGCCGUUGAAGAAAAAUCAGCUUUCUCAUAUUACUCACAUAUAUAUUAUUACAUAACAAUGUGUUAAAUUGGACUACAGUGAAUCAAAGAGUUAUUGCAGCUUCUGAAGGUGACAGACUUAACUUUCAGAUAUUGCCUAAUGCCUGGGAAACCCUGGGAACCACGCCAAGUCAAUUUAACCAAGCUUUUGCUUUUUAGCCAGCUGUGAUGGUGGUUUCUACAUAGUCUGGAUAAAUCCAAGAAUACUUUCAUGGCCCUAGUGAAAUUUGCCUUUUUGAAAUUAUUAGGAAAACGAAAUACACAUUAUGAAACUUCUAUCACUCCUAAAGAAAGGGGAAAACCUAUUAAAAAUGAAGCUCUCUUAUUUACUAAUGCAUUUCUAUUUCAGGAGCAUUUGGCUAAACUGGGGACAAAAAACAAAAACUUGUUCUUAAUUAACAAAAGAACUAGAAAGAAGCUCAUAUGAAAGCACCACCUUGUGUUCAGUAAGCUUCAGGAUAGCUCUGUUGACAGCAGGGCAUUUAGAGAGUCCCAAGUAUAGUCAUGUAUCAUUGGGGAGGGAAGAAUCUUUGAGGACAUCUAGUUUACAAUCUUUAUUAUUUUUCAGGUGUAGAAAAGAGAUUAAAGAUCAUAGAAGUCAGAAUAAAUUUGUAAAAGUUCUCAUAGUCAAAACAGCUAAGUAAUGGCAUUGCCCAGACUCCAAAAUCCUGACCAGAAUAUAAAUCACCAAUUGCUGGUUUAAAGGGGUUAUUUGUGAAUCAUUUUCCAAAAAAAGAAGUACACUUUUUGUGUUACUUACCAUUUCAAAGAAACUUAUUCUUCAAGAGCAUUUCAGAUUUCCUUAGGAAUGUAUGUGUUACCCAUAAUUGACCACUUCAAACUUGUAAGAAAAAAAAUGUUAUGGCCAUUUUGUUAUUUUUAGAGACAAAGUAUUUCUAAUCUAGGUUUGCAUGCACAUACAACCUUGAGGCUGUGAGAUCAUUAGUGAAUUGCUUUAAUUAUAAGCCCUGUUUUUUUUAAAUCUAAAAACUAAUAAACAUCUAUAAGAAUUAUAA
Messenger RNA from Gorilla gorilla gorilla (western lowland gorilla), 5331 nucleotides. RefSeq names its product neuron derived neurotrophic factor (gene NDNF). Gene Ontology annotation, molecular function: protein binding; heparin binding. The record is from RefSeq and is a predicted model, not a curated record. Bases 683 to 2389 code for a protein of 568 amino acids. The transcript has 4 exons. NCBI's taxonomy places the organism in Eukaryota, Metazoa, Chordata, Mammalia, Primates, Hominidae. Gene Ontology annotation, biological process: extracellular matrix organization.